Messenger RNA from Symbiodinium pilosum, 501 nucleotides. The record is from the annotation of a GenBank genome assembly. Lineage: Eukaryota; Dinophyceae; Suessiales; Symbiodiniaceae.
GUUGAUCCGAUGCAGAUUCCACAGGGGCCACCGUUCGGUGUUCCGAGCCUUCCCUCCAUGCCCAGCAUUGGGGGCAUGAUGCCCGGAGCAAACCCGAUGGGGGCCAUGCCUGGCGCUGCCCCUGGUGCCAUGCCUGGAGCUAUGCCUGGUGCCAUGCCUGGCACCAUGCCAGGUGCAAUGCCAGGCGCUAUGCCCAACGCGAUGCAGGGAGCCAUGCCGGGCGCGAUGCCGGCGGCGAUGCCCGGAGCAAUGCCAGGCGCCAUGCCGGGCGCAAUGCCAGGAGCAAUGCCAGGCGCGAUGCCGGGCGCAAUGCCUGGUGCCAUGCCAGGUGCCAUGCCAGGUGCAAUGCCUGGAGCAAUGCCAGGGGCCAUGCCAGGAGCAAUGCCAGGUGCAAUGCCAGGGGCCAUGCCAGGCGCGAUGCCAGCGGCGAUGCCUGGAGCUGCGCCGGGAGCACCGGCGGCUCCUGCGACGGCGCUGCUGGCAUCGAAGGCAACUGAGCAG